Molecule: messenger RNA, 1448 nt
Organism: Psammomys obesus (fat sand rat)
Lineage: Eukaryota; Metazoa; Chordata; Mammalia; Rodentia; Muridae
Gene: Xrcc6
Product: X-ray repair cross complementing 6
Exons: 9
Coding region: 1-1278 (425 amino acids)
Biological process (GO): cellular response to gamma radiation; cellular response to X-ray; double-strand break repair via nonhomologous end joining
Cellular component (GO): nucleus; Ku70:Ku80 complex
Molecular function (GO): telomeric repeat DNA binding; damaged DNA binding; double-stranded DNA binding
Source: RefSeq, a predicted model, not a curated record
AUGGCUACUGGCAAAGAUAGCAGUGUGGGCAAAUGGAUCUUCAUUGACUUGAUGCACCUGAAGAAGCAAGGGGGCUUUCGCAUAUCCUUGUUCUACAGAGACAUCAUCAGCAUCGCUGAGGAUGAGGACCUCGGGGUUCACUUUGAGGAGUCAAGCAAGCUGGAAGAUCUGCUGAGGAAGGUCCGAGCCAAGGAGACCAAAAAGCGAGCGCUGGCCAGGUUGAAGUUCAAGCUCGGUAAAGAUGUAGUGCUCAUGGUGGGCAUUUAUAACCUGAUCCAGAAAGCUACCAAGCCUUUUCCCGUGAGGCUCUAUCGAGAAACCAAUGAACCAGUGAAAACCAAGACGAGGACUUUUAAUGUGAACACAGGCAGUCUGCUCCUGCCUAGUGAUACCAAGCGGUCUCUGACCUAUGGGAGUCGUCAGAUUGUGCUAGAGAAAGAGGAGACGGAGGAGCUGAAGCGGUUUGAAGAGCCAGGUUUGAUUCUCGUGGGCUUUAAGCCCAUGGUAAUGCUGAAGAGGCACCACUACCUGAGGCCCUCCCUGUUCGUGUACCCGGAGGAGGCCCUGGUGAAUGGGAGCUCCACCUUGUUCAGCGCUCUGCUCACCAAGUGUGUGGAGAAGGAGGUCAUGGCGGUGUGUAGAUACACAGCCCGAAAGAACACCCCCCCUUAUUUUGUGGCUUUGGUGCCACAGGAAGAGGAGCUAGAUGAUCAGAAUAUCCAGCUCACUCCAGCAGGCUUCCAGCUUGUCUUCCUCCCCUAUGCUGACGACAAGCGGAAGGUGCCCUUUACUGAGAAAGUGAUGGCCAACCCCAAGCAGAUAGACAAGAUGAAGGCUAUUGUUCAUAAGCUCCGCUUCACAUACAGGAGUGACAGUUUUGAGAACCCCGUGCUGCAGCAGCACUUCCGGAACCUGGAAGCCCUGGCUCUGGAUAUGAUGGAGUCUGAGCAAGUCGUAGAUCUGACAUUGCCCAAGGCUGAAGCCAUAAAGAAAAGACUGGGCUCCCUGGCAGCUGAGUUCAAAGAGCUUGUCUACCCGCCAGGGUAUAAUCCCGAGGAAACAGUUUCCAAGAGAAAACAAGAUGAUGAAGGUUCUACAAAUAAAAAGCCCAAGGUGGAGCUAUCAGAAGAAGAGCUGAAGGCCCAUGUUGUCAAGGGCACACUGGGCAAGCUCACUGUGCCUAUGCUGAAGGAGGCCUGCAAGGCCUGUGGGCUCAAGAGUGGAUCAAAGAAGCAGGAACUGCUAGAUGUUCUCAUCAGACACUUUGAGAAGAACUGAAGAUUUCCACACCACAGCCAGGCCACCUGCUUGUGUUCUUACCAGGGCAGCAGGAAAGGUUUCUCAGCUAUGAAGAGCUGCCUGACAGAAAUGCAAUGGCUUCACCAUGGAGACUGAAGCCCUCCCACCUCACUGUGCCUUACUCGCAUGAAUAAAGAGCUCUAACUAUA